Molecule: messenger RNA, 3381 nt
Organism: Cyprinodon variegatus (sheepshead minnow)
Lineage: Eukaryota; Metazoa; Chordata; Actinopteri; Cyprinodontiformes; Cyprinodontidae
Gene: pag1
Product: phosphoprotein membrane anchor with glycosphingolipid microdomains 1
Exons: 9
Coding region: 462-1808 (448 amino acids)
Biological process (GO): negative regulation of T cell activation; intracellular signal transduction
Cellular component (GO): membrane raft; plasma membrane
Source: RefSeq, a predicted model, not a curated record
UUACAGCUGGCGGAGGAGCUGCACUGAACUGAGGAGCCCCGCGUCUCUACCGUCCUCCUGAAAUGCGCUCAAACUGCGCAACGAGUCGCAUCUCCAGCUGCGGCCUCCGCAAACACAGAAACAGCGCUUGUGUUUCUCAGCCCCUCCAGACGUAGCACCUUCAGGGGGGAGCGGAGUGAAGGAAACCCAGACACUUUGGACUGAGUCAGCCGCGGAACGCUCAUCGCUCCUCGGUCUCUAGGAGAGCGCUCCACCUCUCCAAGCCUUUGCAUACCGCUAAUCUGGACCAAACACCCAUAUGGUCGCAGUCAUUGGUUGCUGUUUCAUUUAAAACUUGGACAAACAUUUGUCUCCACCAAGCUGUGAUUUCAAGGCACCUUGCCAUCCCUCUGGCCCAACUUCAGACAACACAAAGAGCUGGUUCCUGUCCGAUGUCCUCAGCCCAUACAGUGUGAUGUGUCAUGGCUCCGUUGCUGAGUGGUGUGCGGUGGCUGUCGGAGGCGGGAGCGGUCGGGUUUGGGACGGCAGCAGCCAGCGGCACGGCAUCAUGGCCGCAGAGUGAGCAGCUGGUGUGGGUCGUGGCCCUCAGCAUCGUCACUGGCGUGCUGCUGCUCUCUGUGCUGCUGGGGCUGUGUGCCAGCUGCCGGGGGCAGAAGAAAGCAAAAGAUGGACAGCCUACAGGAGACCAAGAAAACCUUGUUAAUGGAGUGUCAGAGAGGGAGAUGAUCAGCCAAUCAGCAGACAGUCCAGUGACUGACGCGGCAGUCAGCAGCUCUCACAACGGUCCUCUAACCAGCGGUACAAUCCUCUCAGACACGCAGGACACCAGCCCUCAGUUGUCAGAGGAUCUCCUCUCCAGCCAAUCAGAGCUCAGGUCCUCUAAAUGUCCUCAGGACAGAGAGCUUCCCAGUCUCCCUCCUGGCAGUGGCCCUACGGAGGACAGACCCCCCGCCUCAGGAGACAGCACCUAUGAGGUGGUGAAGGAGAUUGAGGUGGCGUCUCGAGACGUCAGCGUUGAGGACUCUCUGUAUGAGACAGUCAAGGAGAUGAAAGACGUCUCCCUGCAAUCCUCCCUCGCCAACGGUGGCAUCCAGCCGAGCCCCAAUGAACCUCCACCUCAGGCCCCUGCCCUUGUCAACGGCCACCCCAGCCCCUGCACCCCAGAGCGAGGCCCGCUGUGCGAGGGGGUGGAGUACGCCUCCGUGGACCUGCGAAAGAAGAGCCGUCACAGCGCUGACAUGGAGGCCAAAAGGUGCUCCGAUAAUGCUGCCGCUGUCUCACAAAAGCCUGCAGACGAGCCAGAAGAAGAGUCGCCACCGCCAGUACCAAUGAAGGUCCUGGAUGAAAACGACAAUCAGCCACUGGUGUUGAAUGGUGGGGAGGGGGCUGGGCUGCACAACGGAGAGUUAGAAUCCCCUGUGUCUCCUCCGCCGGAGUUUGGAGAUCAUCCACAGUCCGAUAACGCUUCCCAGCUAUACUCUACUGUUAACAAGCCAAACUGCGACCAGGCCAUUAACGAGGAAGACAAAGAGCACGACUACAGCAGCAUCGCCGAGCUCAAAGGUCUGGUCCCGGCCUCGUCCUCAAGCGACCUCUACGCCACCGUCCACGACCUAUACGCUCAACCUGACGACCCCCAAACAGGCGAAAUGCCUCAUAAUGACAGCUCAGAUCCCGGCUACGAAUCUAUCCGCAUCCCAAAAACUGGCAGCUCGGACGAUGAUCACGUAGGCGGGAACGCCAAGCCAGAACCUGACUACGAAAGUGUUGGAGAGCUGGGUCUGGAUCGGGAAAUGUCUCGCCUUUGAGUCGACUGCUUGAGGUUGCAUCUUUAUAGUAGCACUUUGAAGCAGCUUUUUAGGAUGCCUUUGAUGCAAACUGCUUCCAUCAUAAGUGUACAUCUUCUUUACUGCUUCGGUACAGUUGAUCAUAUUUGUCUAUCAGAGUGAAAGCGGUACUGCAAGGCCUUAAGAACUCUGGAUUAUUAAAUUAUCCAAUCUCAACAUAUUCUCUACACAUGAUCAGAAGAGAUGAAAAGAUAUCAAUCUAGUGCCAUAUAACUUGCGUAUAAAUCAGUCACUAACUGUAUUAUCUGUAUGUCCUCUCUGCAGCAUUUAGUCUGUCAAACUUUGAGUCAUAUUUUGUUUAAGCGCCGAAAUGUGUCCUAGGUCUGCCUUUGUCAGGUUAGGAGCACCUUCACUGUGCAUUCUCACUAGCUGUUCCUGUGAAGUAGUUUCUGAUAGGAAAAGAAAAGAGGCAUUUGACGACCAAACGGCGAUGAUAUUUGGUCGCAUACUCCAUCAGUGACAGCUCCCUGCUUUUCUGGGCUUGAUGUCUGAAAGAUUGAAAAACCGUCACUGAGAAGGAAAAACAGGGUGAUUUUUCACUCGAGCUUAGGGUUUCAUUGUACAUCUGGACUUUCCUUAAACGGAUAGGGUUUUUGUACAAAUCAUAUUUAUUUGAAAAUGUUUAUUAAUGUAAUUGUGUAAUCGUGAAAUGUUUCUGAUUGUGUCUGUGAGAGGAUUUUUAUUGAAGUUUCUGGCAUUUUAAUUGAAAUUUGCUGAAAGCGCAAAGCGGGUUUGAAGCGUUUUAGGUACGUGUUCCUUUACUUUAAAUGUAAGGAUGUCAGUUUUCACAAACAUUGAAGUACUUAUGUGUUUGAAUGACACUGCAUACCUUAUUGUAUUGUUUAUUAGCAACUUUUAAUCUUCUCGGUACAGUCUUCACUUUGCUUCAAAGCACUUGAAUUAGAUUAAUGGUACUGCAGACUUUAUCACCUCAUAGCAACCUUCCACAUUUAUUAGCAUCUCUGUUAAAGAUGUGCUCAAAGUCUUAAAAAUGCAUUCACUUUUAUUUCACAAUCUCACUUGAAGUAUUUGCAAAAGAGCUUUAGUUAAUCUAUUUUUCCAUUAUAGUUUGCAACAUAAAUAGAAUUCCUUUUAGUCUUGAAAAGCAUUGAAAUUUAUCAAUUUUUCUUACUGAGUAUAAUCCAACAAAGCUUUUUAUUUCUAAAAUGAACAUAUUCAAUAACCUACAAGAUAAAGAAAAUGCCGCAUACUUUAUUUAUUGUCAUCCAGUAAAUAAAAAAAAAGCUAAUUAAUCUUAUGUUGGUAUUAAGACCCUCUUAGACUAAUAAUUUUAUAUAUUUUUAGUUGCUUAGAUGCCAUGGAACCACAGAUCCAGCUUAAUCACCAGACAUUUGGUUCAGUUUUGAUAGAAAGCUUAGAGGUUUAGCGAUAUCAAAGUAUCCACCUUGAUCAAAGGAUAAUUAACUGCAGAUUUACAAGCAGUUAUUUGAAGAGAUUUUAUAAAAAGGAGAGCUGAUCCAAAUUGGUCCAUGUGCCAAAAUGUGGUAAAAUAUCCCUUUACAACACCACAUAA